AUUGUUUCCAUUUAAGCGUUAACACCAUAAAUGAUACGAAGCAUUUUCCACAAUAGUGUUACUAUAGUUUACAACAACUUACUGAGCAUUAUAUAUUUAUAUAGCAUGAAUUCGAUAUCUUUUUAGUGUACGAUUCUUGGAGCCGAUAUCCAAACGGCAUACUGUCGGGUAGAACGCAUCACAUGGGUGUGUACAGUGAAUGCAUUGACGUGCAUCAGCCUGUUCAAGGACAGUACUGCAUGACAAGUACAAAGCUCAAUGCGGUCGAAGGUGCAAAACCGGUAGAAUUUCAAAAAAAGGACGAGACGGAAACUUACGAUCACGCUUGGAACGAAAUACUCGGGUUGAUCGACUACGAAGACCGAUACCGGAGAAACGAAGUGAAAAUAGGCAUAUGCAUACCGGAUUCUUGUACCGCCGCGAAUCUCGAAACGUCGUUACAGAAAGAGCUGGACAUCGUAUUUUCACCUCACCGUGUACAACCCCAAGUCAAAGUCGACCCCAUGUUGUGUACCACGGACAAGAAUAUGUACCCGUAUGAUACCGGAUAUUAUGUCACCAGUUCCAUAAUGUACUUAUUGCUGGUAAUCUGUUGCAUGUCUACAUUAAUCCACAUUAUAGUAAUGACUAUAACGAAAGAAAAUACAAAUGAUAUCUUACCAAAGUACAUGUAUUGGUUUUCGGUUAUUCAUAACGGCAGAAACUUAAUCAAACACGACAAAAACAACGAGCUGAAUGUUUUUAAUGGUUUCAAAGCAGUGACGAUGGUGAUGAUAUUAUUCGGUCAUAAAUUCAUAUUCCAUUCAACGAGUCCCAUAUUGUACACGAUGAACAAUGAAAUGAUUUACAGGAUAGGACCAGACAUUUUACUGACGAGCAUGAAUGUAGUAGACCCUUUUUUCUACAUAACUGGUUUUCUCAUGUACGUCAUGGUCAAGCCACAGCUAAUCAAACGAGGAGCAGGUUGGAUCCAGAUACCGAUGAUAAUAUUUUACAAGUAUCUGAGGACUAUGCCGGCAUAUGGAGCGACGAUGCUAUUGACGGCGUAUUUCAUACCGUACAUGUACAAUGGCCCCUUCUGGGCGUCCAGAAUGUGGCCCGAGGCGCAGAAAUGUAAAAACUACUGGUGGGCAAAUGUGUUGGCGAUCAGUAACUUCAUAGAAGUCGACGACCAGUGUCUCAUAGUCGGGUGGUACAUUUCUUGUUUGCUGCAGUUCAUCGUCAUCGGUACCAUACUCAUCAACUUAUGUGUAAAGUAUCGGAAAAUCGGUGUGGGUGGCAUAGUAGUAUGUCUGUGCAUAUCGUUAGUCAUACCGUUUAUUUCGACUUACGUCACUCGAUCGUAUGGCAUAAUCAGAGUGAUGAUACCAUUUCUCGAGAAUCCAAGCACCUCCUAUGAGUUCCAGAAUUUUUACAGGCCAUUCUAUAUGAGAGGCAUUCCGUUUACGCUGGUCUGUUGGCGGGCAUUAUGGUCGAAGAAUUGAAGAAAAAGGAAAUCAAACCAUCCAAAUGCGUCGUUUACGUUUGGACAUUUAUCAUAACCACCGUGUGCAGUCUGGUCCAAAACUACGGUUCGGUUUUUUACGAGAG
Acyrthosiphon pisum (pea aphid) is the source of this 1590-nucleotide messenger RNA. RefSeq names its product nose resistant to fluoxetine protein 6-like. The transcript has 9 exons. The record is from RefSeq and is a predicted model, not a curated record. Gene Ontology annotation, molecular function: acyltransferase activity, transferring groups other than amino-acyl groups. The coding region runs from base 183 to 1484 and encodes 433 amino acids. Lineage: Eukaryota; Metazoa; Arthropoda; Insecta; Hemiptera; Aphididae.